Symsagittifera roscoffensis is the source of this 1403-nucleotide messenger RNA. RefSeq lists its product as uncharacterized. The annotation marks the transcript as partial. The record is from RefSeq and is a predicted model, not a curated record. The transcript has 2 exons. Lineage: Eukaryota; Metazoa; Xenacoelomorpha; Acoela; Convolutidae.
UUCCAGCAAACAUCACGAAUAAUUUAUUCCCUUCCCAAGCCAAGAUUCGUCCACCUGCGCAAAUAUAUUAAAGGAGGUCAAAAAUUGAAAACUUUUUCUAAAAAUGUAUUGCUCACUUUUUGUCAUUUUUUCUUUUUUUAUUUUUUCUCGGCCUCAUUUAAAUUUUGUUAACUCAGAAAUAAUCCCAAAUAGUAUCGUGCUGAUCCAGGGAAUACCUUGCCCAGACUUAGACUCCUUUUAUCUGAAAUCAGAAGCUACUAAUUUUCCUCGUGAAUGCGACCACCUAUGUUCUCGUACAACAAAAUGCGAAUCAUUCACAUGGAACCGAAAGGACAGUACCUGUAAUCUGUUCGCAAUGCAUCUUAAUCAGACCUGUUUCAUUCGGGACGACAACCAGUUCUGGUUCGUUAAACACUUCACAACUUCUCGGGCAUCAUUUUCGGAUUAUGUCACGUUGACUAAAAACAACCAAUACAGCGAGCCAAAUCCAGCUGCAAUAGCCAAUACUCCUUCAAGUUUUCAAGAUUGUCGAGCUUAUGAUGCGAUGACUUGGAUUUCUGCUAAGCAAACUUGUGCUCAAAGCGGUCUAAAACUAUUCACUCCUGAAAGUCUGGACCAGAUUGCGAUGAUUCAAAAUUGUGCUGGAAUACCUGAUGGAAACAUGUGGACUGGGUAUAAAAAGUCCGAAACAGUGGAUCCAAUCUCAGGACAGGGCUACGUUACUGGGUUCUCGUCGGAUGAUCUGAUGAUUUUCUUUGACGAUCAAAUGUUUGGAUCCUCGUCGAGUUCGCUUUUCGCAGAUCACGACUCGUAUUCCUGUGUCAGAUACAACGAAGAUCUUGGAGUCCUGAGAAACGUAGGAUGCAAUGAACUUCUCAGGUUCGUAUGUGUCGCUGAUUCGAUUCCGAGAACGUGCGAAAACAACGAUGCCAGCGCAGUAUACGAGGAGCUCCUUCGGGUUGACGAUAAUCCGGUAGCCAUGCGACGAUUUCUGAGUGCCGGUGUCUGUAGCGAGGUAAAUGCACUUGACUCUUAUGAGUCUACAUUAACAGAUGCGGACUUUGCGGAGGUUCAAAGAGUUGCGCAAAUUGUCAAGCCUGGUGGAAACUAUGAGACGCAGAUUGCAUUCAAAUAUGGUACCGGUCUUGCAGAAACUGGAAUUGUUCAAUCGGACCCCAGCAGUGCUUCCGGAGCGGAAUUCGAUGAUAGCGACAUGUUGUACUUGUGCGCGUCAAGUGUGUUUGCAAGUAGCCACAUGAUUCGAUUGGAUGCAGCUGGAACGUAUUGCCAGUCGCAUAGUGGGGUGCUGAUUUCUAAGGAAGAAGUCCAAAAGAGAGGCUGGAUGAGACGAAUACUCACGGCAAUGAAGUGUGACUGGUCCAUUUUCAAGGUAGCCGACGAUG